Molecule: messenger RNA, 1344 nt
Organism: Fonsecaea multimorphosa CBS 102226
Lineage: Eukaryota; Fungi; Ascomycota; Eurotiomycetes; Chaetothyriales; Herpotrichiellaceae
Exons: 3
Coding region: 1-1344 (447 amino acids)
Source: RefSeq, a predicted model, not a curated record
AUGUCCUAUCCCAAAGUCGCCGCUGAUUUCGACGCCAUAAUUCAGGCUGACCGACAGCGGAAAAAGAAUGAAGCCCUAGCAAACGAGAUCUUUGGCAGAAAUAAAGCGAACAAGAACACCCCGAGAAGCGCAAGCAAAGGCCCUUUGAGGACGCCCGAUCUUGCGAGUCGCAUCACAAAGCGAUCUUCAUCUGUUACCAGCUCAGGCUCUUCCCGGAACAAUGUGUUCACUCCACCGUCAAGACCGUCCUCAACGACCCCUCAGAAUGCACGCUCGUCUCGUCUCGCCUCCGCGCUCGAGUCGUCUCAGGCCAACAUCGUAUCCUCUCAGACAAAACCAAGAGGGUCAGGUUUAAGCAUUAAAGGCAAGGCCGGCCCCUUCGUGGUGGAAGCCAGCAAUUUUGCCCCGGGUACAACGGCGGCCGACAUCAAUUUUGCCCUACAAGGUGAAACGCUGGACGAGAACGGCAUGCCCGCAAUGCUCACCUGUCGCCUUACUAAGACAAGCCCGGUGGUGGUCGCGGAGCUGGUGUUUGCUGAAAAGCAAAUCGCGGAUCGGAUCAUAUCCACUUACAACAAUCAAAAAGCAGACGGACGUAUCCUGCGACUUUCCCUCAAGCGACCUGGCCUAGGUUAUACGCCUGUUUCGCAGCCCAACCAACUGGACCCCGAUGCAGCGCUCGAACCGCUGGGAUCAGAAAGUCAACCUCAGCCCGAAGAUGAGAACACUAUGGAGGAUGUGGUGAUGGAAGCAGAGGGAGCGCCUUCCUAUGACGAUCGACGCAACCGGGAACCCGGAAUCGCUGAAGCGGAUGUUCAAGACGGACGCUACGGCUUUGAAGAACCGCAGCCUCCUGAUGCCCAGGCACGCCACACCGACCGGAAGAGAGACGACGAUCGACGAGACCGAGACCGGGACCGGAACUACGAGCGCGAGCGUGACCACGAACAGGAACAGGAACGAGACCGCGAGAGAGAACGAGAACGAGACCGGGAGCGCGACCGUGAUCGAGAACGAGACCGGGACCGGGACCGGGACCGGGACCGAGAACGAGAUCGAGACCGCUAUGACCGUCACGACGCUCGACCAGCAGGACACGGCUCCUACCGUCGUGGCGACAGAUCCGAUACCUACAACUCGCGGCCCUCGCACUACGGCAACGGUGUCGGCGGCGGCGGCGGUGGUGGUCCCGGACCUGGAAGAGGGAUGUUCGGCGGUGGUGGUCCUCCGGGACUAUUUCCCAGAGGUGGAGGCCGAAUGUACGGCGACGGCGGUCGGAGAGGCGGCGGACCUGGCGGGUUUGGACUGGGGCCUGGAGGUUAUCCAAGGAGAGGAGGGUACUAG